Molecule: messenger RNA, 1905 nt
Organism: Penicillium paradoxum
Lineage: Eukaryota; Fungi; Ascomycota; Eurotiomycetes; Eurotiales; Aspergillaceae
Product: MDR family MFS transporter
Exons: 4
Coding region: 1-1905 (634 amino acids)
Biological process (GO): transmembrane transport
Molecular function (GO): transmembrane transporter activity
Source: RefSeq, a predicted model, not a curated record
AUGGGCUUCUUCAAUGCCUUCAAACCUAAAUCUCCCAAGGAGGCCGACGGGUCAGAGGUACAAAUCGAGCCGAAGACUGAGGACAAACUCGACAAGAACGAUAUUUCUUACAAUAAUACCUAUUCCCAAUCUGGCGGUCAGAUCUCAACGCUUUCCAGUAUAGAAGAGACUUCCUUCGUCGAUGAGCCCCCAGGGAGUCCGACUUCCAAAAAUGAUACCGAGAAAGAGCCUGCGAGCCGUGAUUCCCCGACACCUGUCCAGAACGAAGAAGUAAACGAAGACUCCGAGGAUGUUGUCCCAAGCGCAGCAUUGGACACGGAGCCAACACAAGAAGAGAAGGAAGAAGACAGUGAUACCGAAACGCCAAAAGAUGAAGAAGAAUACCCGAAUGCGUGGAGAUUGACUUUGAUCACCAUUGCCCUUUGUCUCUGCGUGUUCUGUGUAGCGUUGGAUAACACAAUUAUUGCGACGGCGAUCCCCAAGAUCACAGAUCAAUUCGGCUCAAUCAACGACGUUGGUUGGUACGGCAGUUCUUAUCUCCUAACGACAUGUGCCGUGUCCCUGAUGUUCGGCAAGCUCUACACCUUCUACUCAAUCAAGUGGAUCUACCUCAUUGCACUCUUCAUCUUCGAGAUCGGUUCGCUCAUCUGCGCUGUCACUCCCACCUCGGUCGGGCUCAUCUGCGGUCGUGCCAUUGCCGGACUAGGAGCCGCUGGUCUGUUCUCGGGCUCUAUCCUCAUCAUCAGCAAAAGUGUGCCCUUAGUCCAGCGACCUAUGUAUACGGGCCUCGUUGGAUCCAUGUUUGGAAUUGCUAAUGUUGCCGGUCCACUCAUGGGAGGCGCUUUUACCGAUCACCUCACUUGGCGGUGGUGUUUCUAUAUCAACCUCCCCAUUGGAGCGGUGACUUUCCUCUUCGUGCUGUUCUUCUACCAAAACCCCAAAGCCAUCUUGAAGAAGAACUCCAUAAUGGAACAGAUCAAGGAACUCGACCUGAUCGGUUCCUUUUUCUUCCUACCGGCUAUCAUCAGUCUCCUGCUCGCAUUGCAGUGGGGUGGCACCAAAUACGAGUGGAGCAACGGACGCAUCAUCGGCCUGUUCGUGGUGUUUGGCGUCCUCGGCCUGGUAUUCAUUGGCGUUCAGAUCUGGGCUGGAGACCGUGCAACCGUUCCGCCGCGUUUGAUCAAGAACCGAAGUGUUUGGGGCUCGGCUUGGUAUGCUCUUGCUCUUGGUGGUGCUUUCUUUGUUAUGACAUACUAUCUCCCCAUCUGGUUCCAGUCAAUCAAGGGCGCAACCGCUUUGAAAUCCGGUAUCAUGAACCUACCCACUAUCAUCGCAGUUGUAGUCGUCUCCAUCCUAGCCGGCGGUCUUGUCACUGCUUGUGGGUACUAUACCCCCUUCAUGAUCGCUUCGUCGAUUAUCAUGACCAUCGGCGCGGGUCUUUUGACCACUCUGGAGACAGACUCCAAUCACUCUAAGUGGAUCGGAUACCAGGCUCUGUUCGGUAUUGGUCUGGGUUUGGGUAUGCAGCAGCCAAUGAUCGUUAUUCAGACUGCCCUUAAGGUAGAAGAUAUCCCCAGCGGCACGGCUAUUGUCAUGUUUGCCCAGACUCUGGGCGGUGCCAUCUUUGUCUCGGUUGGACAGAACGUGUUCCAGAACCAGCUCUUCCAGAACUUCGCCAAGUAUGCGCCGGAGGUGGAUGCCGUAAAGCUCAUCUCGGAUGGUGCUACCAAGCUCCGCACUGCUGUUAGUGGUGACUCCCUACAACAUGUUCUGGUUGCCUAUAAUGCUGCAAUCGUACAGACCUUCUAUGUUGCUGUGGCUAUGGGCGCAUUGUCGCUCGUUGGGCCUAUCUUCGUGGAGUGGAUCUCUGUCAAGGGCAAGAAGGUCGAGAUAACCCCUGUUUAA